GAAGUUAUAAAAUCAAAACAAAAAGGUCACAGUUUCCAGAAAUCUCAGCUAGUGUCUGAUGUAAUAGUACGGCUUGAUAAGCAGGGUUAACACACCACUCUGAUAAAAGAUGGACAUCGGGGAUGUGUUUCGUCGAUUCUUUGGGUUUCCAAACAGAAUUCCUCCGAACUGGCAAAAUAGGCAUCCAAGUGAGGAGGGAGACGAGUACGAUGAUGAUGGCGAAGGUCUUCGCUUUGGAGGUUCAGGUGGACUGAAUGAUGAUGAUACAGGGGCAGGUCACCCCAGUUUUGAAUUUUUUUUUGGCAUCCCCAAUGGAAAAGAAGGUCUGGAUGAUAUGUUUGAACACUUCCAUGGUGAUAUGUGGAGACAAAUGGAAUCCCUUCAUCGCCAAAUGGAAGACAUGAUGAAAGGCUUUGGUACCAUUGACUUUCCAACAGAACCGGACCGUCCGUCUCAGCCAAGCAUUGGGGAUUCUGAUCAGUCUGACGAGAAGCCAAAGAACAAAGGCAACCCCUUCGUUUGGUUUCAUACGCCUUCUCCCUUCUUCGGACGAGGUCCUAACCCAAACCAGAGCCCAAGAGAUUUUAUGCUAAAAGAUGGUAAAGGUGAAGAAGACCAACCAACUGUACCAGCUCAUCCAGAACCAAGAAGGAGAACAAUAUUCAGUUUGCCUUCAUGGAGAAAACCAGAGCCAGAAAAGAAACAAGACACAGAUCUUGAUGGCAAACUAAGUGAGGAACAAAUUCUGUCUCUAGUCCAAAAGCCUCAGUCAGAGCUACGUAGGGUGGAACAACCGCCUCAGCAGCGUCGGCCACAUUUUUUCUCCUCUGGAAGCUCUGUAACCUUCACCACAGUUCAGGGAGCUGAUGGGAAAGUGGAGCAGAAGAAAGUUGUGAGAGACUCCAGUGGCCAUGAGGAAACUACAGUAACGAGAUCGCUAGGCAACCAAUCUCACACGGUCAAAACUGUCACUGAGGGAGAUGGACGGCAAGAGAAACAUGAAACAUUUCAGAACAUGGAUGAGAAGGAUAUGGGACAGUUUGAAGAACAGUGGAGCCAGCCAUCUCAGCGACCUACAAGUCCAGCAGAUUCUCUCAUUGCCCCUACACCAGUGCCAAGAAUAGAUUCCAGAGACCAAGAUCUUUUCUCUCAGUUCUUUGGCUGGAGGGACAAAUAGACAUACUUUUAAACACGCACACACGCACACACACACACACACACACACACACACACACACACACUGACACACCACACACAUAGACAC
This is a messenger RNA of Aplysia californica (California sea hare), 1264 nucleotides long. Its product is annotated as HCLS1-associated protein X-1. Lineage: Eukaryota; Metazoa; Mollusca; Gastropoda; Aplysiida; Aplysiidae. Gene Ontology annotation, cellular component: sarcoplasmic reticulum; apical plasma membrane; mitochondrion. The transcript has 7 exons. Bases 110 to 1177 code for a protein of 355 amino acids. Gene Ontology annotation, biological process: regulation of actin filament polymerization; negative regulation of apoptotic process. The record is from RefSeq and is a predicted model, not a curated record.